AAAUAAAAAAAAAAUCAAAGUGGACAAAAACCCGCUGUGUUAGGUUAUAUUAUUAGUUUUUAAAUAAAAUAAUAUAAUAUUUAAAUCAUGACGACCAUCCGACCAUUUACAUGCGAAGAUAUGUUGAAGUUUAAUAACGUGAACUUGGACCCGUUAACCGAAACCUAUGGUUUAUCAUUCUAUACUCAAUACUUGGCUCAUUGGCCAGAGUAUUUCCAAGUGGCAGAAUCACCCAGUGGGGAAAUAAUGGGAUACAUCAUGGGUAAAGCAGAGGGCCUUGGUGAGAACUGGCAUGGACAUGUAACUGCAUUGACUGUCAGCCCCGAUUACAGAAGGCUUGGACUAGCGGCUACUUUGAUGAGUAUUUUAGAAGAUGUGUCAGAAAAAAAAAAGGCAUAUUUUGUAGACUUAUUUGUGAGAGUGAGCAACAAAGUAGCCAUCAACAUGUAUAAGAAUUUGGGAUAUAUUGUGUAUAGGACUGUAUUAGAAUACUACUCUGGGGACCCAGAUGAAGAUGCCUAUGACAUGAGAAAAGCCUGUUCAAGAGAUGUGAAUAAGACUUCUGUUAUACCAUUAGCACAUCCUGUUAGACCUGAAGAUGUGGAUUAAUAGAAAUAAUAAAUAUGCAAAUAAAAUUUACAUCAUAAUUA
Messenger RNA from Leguminivora glycinivorella, 650 nucleotides. It is a transcript of the gene Naa20A, whose product is annotated as N-alpha-acetyltransferase 20. Gene Ontology annotation, cellular component: NatB complex. The transcript is spliced from 5 exons. Lineage: Eukaryota; Metazoa; Arthropoda; Insecta; Lepidoptera; Tortricidae. Gene Ontology annotation, biological process: N-terminal peptidyl-methionine acetylation. Gene Ontology annotation, molecular function: protein-N-terminal amino-acid acetyltransferase activity. Bases 88 to 609 code for a protein of 173 amino acids. The record is from RefSeq and is a predicted model, not a curated record.